Molecule: messenger RNA, 957 nt
Organism: Capsicum annuum
Lineage: Eukaryota; Viridiplantae; Streptophyta; Magnoliopsida; Solanales; Solanaceae
Product: probable WRKY transcription factor 11
Exons: 3
Coding region: 1-957 (318 amino acids)
Biological process (GO): regulation of DNA-templated transcription
Molecular function (GO): sequence-specific DNA binding; DNA-binding transcription factor activity
Source: RefSeq, a predicted model, not a curated record
AUGAAUAAGGAAUUAGCCCUUCAAGAAGCUGCUUCAACCGGGUUGAAAAUAAUGGAGCAUUUGAUCAAGUUGACAACUAAUGAAUCGGUGGUUCAGGUGGAUUAUCAUGAGAUAACUGAUUUUGCUGUUGCAAAGUUGAAGAAGGCUAACGCUAUGGUGGGACGGACUGGUCAUGCUAGGUUCCGUCGUGGUCCUGUUCAGGUUCAGGCUCAAAAUAAGGCUGAAUCUCAGGCUCAGGUUCAGAAUUCACUUACUUCGUUAUCUCUUUCUCCGUAUGGUUAUAUGGAGAAAGAGAGAGUACUGGCAUCAAUGACGCUGUCUGUAGUGGCGUCAGUAGCGGCGCCGGUGCAGACAGAGUUAACACUUGGCUUCAAGAUGCCAAUUGUUAAUGAUGAUGUUGGUGGUGCUGGUGUUGGUAAUAUGAAAUGGAAAGAUGAUUUUGGUGGCAUGAAGAAUUGGAUAAACUCUUCUUCCUUCCUUUCGUUUAUUACAGGCGAAGGGAGUGAAAGUAUCGUGAAUGUUGUUCCUCCUCCUUCUUCUUCCAUGCUAUUGCUUCCAAUCGCACAGGUUGUUUCUGCAGAAAAACAGUCAUCUGCCACUGGAAAAAGAUGUCGUGAGCAAGAACAAUCUGGUGAUGGUUCUGGCAAAAAAAGGAAAGUUUUUCCUAGGAAAGUAAUAAGAACUUCAGUGAUAAGUUCAAAAAUUACUGAUAUACCAGCAGAUGAGUGUUCAUGGAGGAAGUAUGAUCAGAAGCUGAUUAAGGGUUCACCACACCCACGGGUCUAUUAUAAGUGUACCAGUUUUCCUGGAUGCCCAGCAAAGAAGCAUGUGGAGAGGGUUAUGGAGGAUCCUAUGAUGUUAAUUGUGACCUAUGAAGAGGAACAUCAUCAUACGCAAGUCGCGAUACAAGAGUACAAUUCUCAAAUGAUGGCUUUUGGGUUAGCAGGAGAAAAGUAG